AUGGGCUCGAUAGCCGAUUUUUCCGGCAAAUUUUUAGUGUUAACAUUUGUUUCUACACCGAUCGGACGUCGUCUACCAACAUCAUCACACCGACCAGACGCCGUCUACCAACAUCAGCACGCCACAAGCAGAAAAUUGCGAAUUCAAAAAGGGAGCAUGAACACUGGGACAAGUGCCUGGCCAUCGACAAGUUCGGCAGCAACCAGUUCGGCGCAGCAACCUGGCCACCCUGACAUGGCUCAGAAGGUAUCCGAAAUCUUUAUGAAAGCUGGUGAGGCAUUUCAAGAGCUUGGCUCGCUUGUCGCUGUUUUACAGUCCAAAGAUGAUAAUGAAAGGUUGGUAUCCGAAAUCUUUAUGAAAGCUGGUGAGGCAUUUCAAGAGCUUGGCUCGCUUGUCGCUGUUUUACAGUCCAAAGAUGAUAAUGAAAGACACCUUAUGAGAAAUGGUAAAACACGAAGAUCAAGUGCUCAGCCUGCUGCAUCUUCAUUACAACAACGGAUUGCUGAAAGUGGACUCAGUAGGCCAGCACCAGUGAAGCGUACAGCAAACGUACCGCAAACUUAUGGUGGUGGUAUAAGCGCAAAGCGACGCUUUGUGUCAGGCACAAGCAACAACGAUCAGACAGUAGCUGGUACAUUACUGUGCCCAAAUGGGGCCACCCCAUACACUGGUUUGGAUUCGUUGAUGCAGGAUUGCAGCGAGCAGGCCACAUUCACUGUUAUGGAUAGUGGUCGAGUAUAA
Gongylonema pulchrum is the source of this 741-nucleotide messenger RNA. The record is from the annotation of a GenBank genome assembly. Lineage: Eukaryota; Metazoa; Nematoda; Chromadorea; Rhabditida; Gongylonematidae.